UGGUUUUUAAGCGGGAGCAUCUCUUCACUUGCAGCGAGUGCGCGUGCGCUGCCUCCCUCAGCCCAAGUCGGGAACAUGGCCGUAAGGUCGCUGUGGGCGGGCCGGCUGCGGGUGCAGCGCCUACUGGCCUCGACUGCCGCGCGGGAGAGCAAGGGAUGGCCACUUCCAUUCAGCACUGCCACCCAAAGAACUGCUGGUGAGGACUGCCGUUCUGAGGACCCUCCUGAUGAGCUUGGGCCCUCUCUUACUGAACGAGCCUUAAGGGUAAAAGCUAUUAAACUGGAGAAAGAAGUCCAGGAUUUAACAUUGAGAUACCAGAGAGCUGUAGCUGAUUGUGAAAACAUAAGGAGGCGAACCCAGAGAUGUGUGGAAGACGCCAAGAUAUUUGGAAUCCAGAGUUUCUGUAAGGACUUGGUGGAGGUGGCUGACAUUUUGGAGAAGACUACAGAGUGCAUUUCUGAAGAAUCAGAGCCUGAGAACCAAAAGCUCACUCUGGAGAAGGUCUUCCGAGGGCUGUUGCUUUUAGAAGCAAAGCUGAAAAGUGUGUUUGCCAAGCAUGGCCUGGAGAAGCUGACACCCAUUGGUGACAAAUAUGAUCCCCAUGAGCAUGAACUCAUCUGUCAUGUGCCAGCUGGUGUUGGGGUGCAGCCUGGCACCGUGGCAUUAGUAAGACAAGAUGGCUACAAACUUCAUGGCCGCACCAUUAGGCUUGCCCGAGUGGAAGUGGCAGUGGAGUCUCAGAGAAGACUGUGAAGAGGCCAUCAGGAACUGGAUGUUCUCCCAGAGCGCAGUCACCUAUGUUUCUUUUAUUUAUUAAACUAGGUUUGUAUUGUACAUGAGGUACUUCAUGUGAUAUAUUUUGGAUUUAGUCAUAUUGGCUUUAUUUCUAAGAUAUUCUAUUGAUUUAACGUGACCUGUUUGGUCUCAUCAGAAGUCUUACCAUUGGGCAUUUGAACAGUGUGACAAGUGUUCCGAUGGCCUUUAUCAAAACAUGUUUAGGAAAAUUGGUACUGUGAUAAAUUUGAAUCCAAAAUCCUUUUAACUAGGUGUUUUCAACUACAUGUUUCUUCCUAGCGGUCCCUAUAAUAGGAAUUGUAUAGUAUUGUGUAUUUUGUGGAAAAAGGAGAUGGUGGGGAUUGGUUCAACAUUUGGGUACGUAGAGGAUAAAGCUUCAUGGCUGUAUAAAUUUAGAUCAUUUGGAUUGAUUUUUAUACACAUAGAUUUUCAGGACUUUACCUUUUGUUUUGUUUUUUCCUUUUAGCCAUCUUUUGUUCUUGUAAUCCCAGCUAGAUAGGCUUUAUGCUCACAUCAUUGUCCCAUACCCCACCCCUUUCUCAUCCCCAUUUGCAGGGGCUAAAGGUCUAGGUGAGACUUGGAAGGCAAGGAACAUUGAAAUUUGAGAUACCCAGGACCCUUUCAAGCAAGAAUGGCCAAAAAGCCUUGUGCUGUCUUUGCUCUGAGUUAUCUUCAAAUUAUUUUCAGCUUCCCUGUCAUAUAAUCAUUUCAGGCAAAUUGAGGCAGCACUAACAGCUAAUGACCCAGAUGGCUCUAUUUGGGUAAUUUACCUACAACUUAACUCCACCAGCCCUUAUUCCUCUUCCCCUUUGUCAGUUUUGCCUUAUAAUCCUUUACUAAAUGAUGGGAGGUGGUGAUCAGUACAAAAGUGUUAGGUUCCCAUGAUUUCUCAUUUCAUUUAUUAAUAGUUACGCUGAAUUUUUUUUUUUUAACUUUCCUCCGGCUCUGUUUAUGUUAUUUUUUGUGAUAAGAACAUUUAACAUAAGUAUUCUCUCCUCUUAGCAAUUUUUUUUUU
Macaca mulatta (Rhesus monkey) is the source of this 1810-nucleotide messenger RNA. RefSeq names its product GrpE like 2, mitochondrial (gene GRPEL2). The record is from RefSeq and is marked provisional. Gene Ontology annotation, molecular function: protein-folding chaperone binding; adenyl-nucleotide exchange factor activity; protein homodimerization activity. Gene Ontology annotation, biological process: protein import into mitochondrial matrix; protein folding. Gene Ontology annotation, cellular component: PAM complex, Tim23 associated import motor. Lineage: Eukaryota; Metazoa; Chordata; Mammalia; Primates; Cercopithecidae.